Messenger RNA from Verticillium dahliae VdLs.17, 1356 nucleotides. RefSeq lists its product as uncharacterized. NCBI's taxonomy places the organism in Eukaryota, Fungi, Ascomycota, Sordariomycetes, Glomerellales, Plectosphaerellaceae. The record is from RefSeq and is a predicted model, not a curated record. The transcript is spliced from 4 exons. Bases 1 to 1356 code for a protein of 451 amino acids. Gene Ontology annotation, molecular function: zinc ion binding; DNA binding; DNA-binding transcription factor activity, RNA polymerase II-specific. Gene Ontology annotation, biological process: regulation of DNA-templated transcription; DNA-templated transcription.
AUGGCGCUGGGGAGCAGGAAAGCAAAUGGCAGGCCCGUAAUUCUGGAUGCCGGUCAUACCUGGCGUCCGAGCGCGGUAGAAGCCGCCACCCUUCCCACUGGGUCAAGAGCGAUCGACAAAGCUCCUUCUCCGACUGUCCAUUGCCCCACUAUCCUCGACUCAAUCCUGCCCGACCAAGCAGACCAAGCAUCAGGCGAAGAAGGACCCAAGGGCCCAAAGACCCACAAUGCCACUGACCAGGCAGGUUCGUUCGCUCGCGGCCCUGCACCUCCGCAGGCGUCCGUGUUGCGCAACUUCCACCCUCUCGAACACCAGCACCCGCCUGCACCAGCAUCCAUCAGCACCAGCAGCUCCUCCACACCAUCUUCCCCAUCUCCCGACUCUGGACGCUCUUUUGAUCGCGAAAAGCCCGUCCUGAAACGCCGCCGGAUCACCAAGGCCUGCGACUUCUGCCAUCGGCGAGGUCGCAAAUGCAAGCUGCCCUCCACCACGAGUCCGGACUCGGCCACCACCGUGACGUGCCUGACAUGCAUCGAACAUGGCGCCACUUGCACCUGGGACCGGGUUGCUGCCAAGCGAGGUGUCAAGUCCAAGGGCCCUGAAGUCGCGAGGAAGGCUUCCAGCGUCGCCGACGACACUUGGACGUACGAUGUGGCGAGGCACGGAGAACGAGGGCUCAUCGAGGCACUGCUGCGCGUCUUUUUUGAUACCGUGUAUCCCAUCUUUCCUUUCUUCGCUGAAUCGGUUCUUGUCGAUGAGUGGGAGCGGACGAGCCUCUCGUCGAGUCGUCCUACGUUUGCGCGGCUCAUGGCCAUCUGCGCUCUCAGUUCGUGUCAUGUUCGCGAUGGGGCCGUCUUCAGUCUGCGCAUCGCCCCUACCGUCCCUGCGAAACACCAGCAGUCGUACCUCGAAGAUGCGAGGAGGGCCAUCCCGAGCGACAUUUCAGCCGCCGACAGCUUCCAGUAUCUGCAGACCCUCGGCACCCUGUCGUUGGCCGCCAUCCAGCUCGGAGACGCUCCUCUUCUCCACGAGACCCUUGGCCUCUAUCACACGGUCAUGGCCCAGCACAACUUCCAGAACGAGUCACGCUGGCCCUCGAGCAUUGACCCAGUCGAGGUCCACGUACGCCGGCAGUUCUUCUGGUCCAUGUACCGCCUCGAGGUGCAUUCAGCCCUCAUAAAAAGUCACUCCAUCCGUUGUCCGGAAAUGCAGGCGGCCGUCGCAUAUCCGGCUGUCUCGGACGCGCUUAGAGACCCCAUCGCUGCCGCCGCCGCUUCUAGGGGCGGCUUCCCCUCAGGUGGAUGGCUCAUCGGGUGGACUACAUCACGGACCUCUACCGCGUGCUUGAGCAUGUGA